Molecule: messenger RNA, 1722 nt
Organism: Eremothecium cymbalariae DBVPG#7215
Lineage: Eukaryota; Fungi; Ascomycota; Saccharomycetes; Saccharomycetales; Saccharomycetaceae
Gene: ADE2
Product: phosphoribosylaminoimidazole carboxylase ADE2
Exons: 1
Coding region: 1-1722 (573 amino acids)
Biological process (GO): 'de novo' IMP biosynthetic process
Molecular function (GO): metal ion binding; ATP binding; phosphoribosylaminoimidazole carboxylase activity
Source: RefSeq, a predicted model, not a curated record
AUGGAUCAGAGGACAAUUGGUAUUUUGGGUGGAGGUCAGCUCGGGAGGAUGAUUGUAGAGGCAGCCAACAGAUUAAACGUUAAAACGGUUAUUCUAGAUGGGCCUAAUUCUUCUGCCAAACAGAUAAAUGCAGUUGGUGCUCACGUAGAUGGUUCUUAUAACAAUGCAGAUGCUAUUGCGAGGGUUGCCCAACGUUGUGAUGUAUUAACAGUGGAAAUAGAACAUGUAGAUGUGAAAACACUAGAAACAUUGCAGAUUAAACAUCCUAAAUUAGAGAUAUACCCUACGCCACAGACUAUCAGGUUGAUACAGGAUAAGUUCACACAGAAAGAGCACCUUAUUAAGAAUGGUAUUGCGGUGAGUGAAUCUAUUGAGAUUUCCGAUGCGUCCGUUAAGGCUCUUGAAGAAGUUGGCCGUAAGUUUGGGUAUCCCUAUAUGUUGAAAGCUAAGAGGCUUGCAUAUGACGGUAGGGGUAAUUUCGUAGUGGACAGUAAAGAUCGGAUUGGAGAAGCCUUACAAUUAUUAGGGGACAGAUCAUUAUAUGCAGAGAAGUGGGCACCAUUUAGCAUGGAACUUGCUGUGAUGAUUGUAAGAACGAUUGAUGGACAGGUUCACUCAUACCCUGUGGUUGAAACUAUUCAUCGAGAGAACAUCUGUCACUUAUGUUAUGCUCCUGCUCGGGUUCCAGAUUCAGUGAAAUUUAAAGCCAAGCUUCUUGCUGAAGAUGCAAUUAAAUCAUUCCCUGGGGCUGGUAUUUUCGGCGUAGAGAUGUUCUAUUUGCAAGAUGGGGGUUUGUUAAUUAAUGAAAUUGCACCUAGGCCACAUAAUUCAGGCCACUACACUAUUGAGGGCUGUGUAACUUCACAAUUUGAGGCACACGUCCGUGCUAUUUUAGGAUUACCAAUGCCCAAAGGCUUCUCGUCCUUUGCUACAUCUAACACGAAUGUCGUCAUGUUGAAUGUUCUUGGAGAUUCAUCUGAAAAAGACAAAGAGCUGAAGACGUGUAGACGUGCUCUAGAAACCCCGGGUGCUUCAGUUUACUUGUACGGUAAAGAGUCCCGCCCCAAGAGAAAAUUAGGUCAUAUCAAUAUUAUUGCAUCUUCUAUGCAGGCUGUGGAACGAAAGCUACAAUAUAUAACCGGUGAGUCAGAUUCAGCUUCAGAUAUUUCAGAGGAUCUUCCAACCGGCACCAAAAUUCCGGGUACUUCUUUGACUCCAUUAGUUGGUGUCAUAAUGGGAUCUGAUUCCGAUUUGCCAGUCAUGAGCAAGGCGUGUGAUAUAUUGGCUCAGUUUGGUGUGCCUUUCGAAGUGACAAUUGUAUCUGCACACAGAACACCGCACAGAAUGUCCAAAUAUGCAGUUGAAGCUUCCGAAAGAGGCUUAAAGGCAAUUAUUGCGGGAGCAGGAGGCGCCGCACACCUACCUGGAAUGGUGGCAGCUAUGACGCCCGUACCUGUAAUUGGUGUACCUGUAAAAGGUUCUACGUUAGAUGGGGUAGAUUCUUUGCAUUCUAUUGUCCAGAUGCCUCGAGGCGUUCCUGUUGCAACCGUGGCUAUUAAUAACAGCACCAACGCGGCUUUGUUAGCAGUUAGAAUACUCGGUGCCUGUGAGCCAAGAUAUCAAGAUUUGAUGCAGCAGUUUCUAUUGAAACAAGAGCAGGAGGUUCUUGAGAAGGCUGAGAAGUUAGAAACCAUAGGAUACGCAGCAUACUUGGACAAAUGA